Molecule: messenger RNA, 3057 nt
Organism: Nylanderia fulva
Lineage: Eukaryota; Metazoa; Arthropoda; Insecta; Hymenoptera; Formicidae
Source: RefSeq, a predicted model, not a curated record
CGGUUGAGCGUUGAGCGAGUCAGUCGCCAGCUGGUGGCCGGCCGAGACGGUUGUUCGCGCGCGCGUGAACAGCUCUCUCGCUGAACGGCGUACGUCCGCAAGUAAAGGAAAAAGAAGCUGUCGCGCGUGAACGUGGUCCGUAGUGACUCGUAGAUGCGUCCCCAUCGGUGUCAUCAACGCGAUCUGUUCGGUGGCGCGAGAUGCGCGGCUGAAGACUCGUGCGGUACUCCCGAAACUCGAGGAAGCUAACGAAGAAUGUCGUCGGUGUUCUCCAAGUUGAUAAACGGCGCGUCCGCGCGCUACGGCGUGCGCCAGGAGACGCUGACGCGCGGCGUAGCCGGCACCGCCGCGGCUCUGUACCUCCUCAAGCUAGCCUCGCCGCACAUCCUCGCCCGUGUCAAGCGAUUCUCCGCCUCCCGAGAGAAGAACAAGGACCGCGGUCGUUCGAAGCGCAACGUAAACGGGACCAUUGCUCACCGGCCGGGAGAGGACGAUUCCGAGAGCCGAUCGUCGGUCGGCUUGGAUCGCGAUUUUCUCCGACAGCUGAUCAUGCUGCUCCGGAUCAUGGUGCCGGGAUGGCGGAGCCGAGAAAUGGGUUUGUUGGCGUGCGCCACGCUCACCUUGCUGACCAGGACCUUCCUCUCGGUCUACGUGGCCGAGCUGGAGGGCCAGAUCGUCAAGAGAAUAGUUUUGCGAGAUGUGCGCGGAUUCAGCCUGAUGCUCGGCCGAUGGUUCGCCAUCGCUCUGCCCGCUACCUUCGUCAAUUCCGCCAUCAGAUACCUCGAAGGCCGAUUGGCGCUUAGCUUUAGGGAACGUCUGGUAAAGCAUGCCUACAAGAUGUACCUGAGUCAGCAGACUUACUAUAGAGUAUCAGCCUUAGACACUAGGCUCGGCGGCGCCGAGCAAAGACUGACGGAUGACUUGUCCGAACUAGCCAGUUCCGUAGCUCACCUGUACUCUAGUUUAACGAAGCCGCUGCUGGACUGUGCUUUAGUCGGCAUCGCGCUUAUCUCAUUCUCGCAUAAAAUGGGCGCGAAAACGAUACCAGGACCACUACUAGCGGUAGCGGUUAUUGGUUUAACCGGACAAGUUUUGCGUCUCGCCUCACCAAAGUUCGGCCAACUAGUUGCCGAGGAAGCAACGCGACGUGGCAAAUUGAGAGAAGCUCAUGCUCGUAUCAGUGCCCAUGCAGAAGAGAUUGCAUUUUAUGGGGGACACGACACUGAACAUCGUUAUCUGAACUCUGCUUACAAGUCUCUGGUGUCGCACUUGCAGCGUAUUCUCGCUGUCAAGCUAUGGUAUGUGAUGUUGGAGCAGUUCCUCAUGAAGUACGUAUGGUCCGGCACCGGACUCUUCGUUAUUGCUAUGCCGUUGCUCUACAACACGGCCACGGCAUCGAAAAGCGUGGUUAACACGGAUGGCGAUGGUGGCGUGAGUGAGCGAACGAGGUAUUUGACCACUUCGAAAAAUCUCUUGAGCUCCGGAGCGGAUGCUGUCGAACGACUGAUGUCGUCUUAUAAAGAAUUAGUCGCACUGGCGGGAUACGCGGCACGCGUCAGCGAAAUGUUAGACGUUUUUAAAGACUCUGCACUCUGCAAAUAUAAGAGAAACGUUGUCACCAGUAGCCCCUCGAGAUCUCUUUCGAAUGGCAACGCUCAACUACUUGUAGAGAAAAUAAUCGAAUUCGAUAAUGGCACCCCAAUAAUUAAAGGACUUGUCCGUGAAAGCAUGGACGGCAGUAUAAGCUUAAUCAACGUGCCGAUAGUCACGCCUAAUUGCGAAGUUAUCGUACCUAGCUUAACAGUUAACAUAAAGCCAGGUGACCACCUUUUGAUCACUGGACCCAAUGGCUGUGGCAAGAGUUCCCUUUUCCGCAUCAUCUCCGGUCUUUGGCCCGUCUAUGAUGGAACCCUUAUUAGACCAAAUGAAAGAAACUCGUCUGAACACAGCAGGCCUGCCUUUUACAUCCCACAGAAACCCUACAUGACUGUUGGUUGCCUUCGAGAUCAGAUUAUUUAUCCGGCACAUUCUUCAUCCAGAUCGGAAAAUUGUUCGGAUGAAGAGCUGUUGCGACUGUUAGAUGAUGUGGACUUGCGAAGUAUCGUGGACAGGGAACCGGAAGGUUUUGAUACUCUUGGCGAUUGGGAUUCCACUCUAUCGGGUGGCGAGAAACAGCGGCUCGCGAUGACACGACUCUUGUAUCAUGCUCCACAGUACGCUUUAUUAGAUGAAUGCACGAGUGCCGUCAGCCUCGAAGCUGAAGGAAUAAUGUACGAAACUGCGAAGAGGAAGGGAAUUACCUUGUUGACCAUCACUCAUCGAGUGGCGUCGCUCGCCAAGUAUCACAAGUUGUUGCUGAGAUUUGACGGAGAAGGCGGAUGGACUUUUGGACCAUUGGAUUUAGAUGCUGCAUUAUCGAUGUCGCCAAAUCGGGAAGCGAAUAAGAAAGAAACGGAAAAAGAGACGAAAACCAACCACUAUCAAAUGCUACAUGAGUUGCGUGAUAUACAUCCUGAAAAUACCUACGUGGGAAUUAGUUGAAAACUAUAUAAUCUAUAGAAUUUUGUGUUACAAAUAAAAUGAAGGUUAUAUAUAUAUGGAUAUAAAACAUGAAACGAGAUAUGUAUUCCGUAUUAUGUCCGUAUUCAUUUUAUAUCUCAUAUCUAUUUCGUAUAUUAAAUAUCGUAUAUAGACUAUUAAAAAAGAUAUGAAAAACAUCGUAGAUAAAUUAUUAUGGUGUGAUAUGCAUUAUAUGAAUGUAUAUAUAUAUUAAGAUUAUACGCUGCGAAAACUAUUUUUCCUAUUGUUAGAAUAAUCACGCGUGGACACUACAUAUUUUUAAAUAAAGAAAACUUAAAAAAUGUAUAUCACAAAAUCGCGCAAAAGAAAAAUUUAUCAAUAUAUGACUGCUUAUAUAGAUUGUUCUCCGAUCUACAAUUACAUUUCAGGUAAUUGUGAUGUGAUAAUUAAGUAAAAUUCAUACAGAUAUAAUAAUGCAAAAUGACUAUUUUUCGAAAAAAAAAACAUUUACUGAAUUUAUUACAAUAUAUUUUCUGU